Salvia miltiorrhiza (redroot sage) is the source of this 1546-nucleotide messenger RNA. Its product is annotated as glyoxylate/hydroxypyruvate reductase HPR3-like. The record is from RefSeq and is a predicted model, not a curated record. Gene Ontology annotation, cellular component: cytosol. The transcript has 2 exons. NCBI's taxonomy places the organism in Eukaryota, Viridiplantae, Streptophyta, Magnoliopsida, Lamiales, Lamiaceae. Gene Ontology annotation, molecular function: NAD binding; glyoxylate reductase (NADPH) activity; hydroxypyruvate reductase [NAD(P)H] activity. Bases 52 to 1278 code for a protein of 408 amino acids.
UUACCCCAAACAAUAAUUACUUUUCCAAGUUUGAAAAACUAGUUGAAUCACAUGGGCGAUCCUAAUAUUAAAUUUAUUCACACGAAAGGAAGAAAGAAAGCAUAUAUAAACAAUAGAAAACGAGUAGUUGGGAAGGGCAACAACUACAAAAGCAAGGUAAACGCCACCUUUCUUUCCUCGAACCAAACCAAACCAUUCCAUAUAUUCUUCUACAUUUCUAAUUUUCUACUACACAAAAUGGGUCAAGAAAUCAACCCUCAAACCAACGGCUUCCACCACCACCUCAACGGCGCCGGCCCGCCGCUCCCCGGCGGCGACCUCCCGGACCUCCUUGUCCUCCGCCCGGGCCUCCUCUUCAAAGUGUUCGAGCAGGAAUUCCUCGCCAAAUUCAACGUCCUCAAAGCCUACGAAUCCCCACUCCCGCUCGACACGUACCUCCGCGAACACGCGCAGUCGGCGCGCGCCAUCCUCUGCGAGGCGAUCGUCACGCGCAUCACGGCGGAGCUCCUCCUCCAGCUCCCGGCGCUCGAGCUCGUCGUCGCCGACGGCACCGGCGUCAACCACAUCGACCUCGCCGCGUGCCGCCGCCGCGGGAUCUCCGUCACCAACACCGGCGACGUCUUCUCCGAGGACACCGCCGACUACGGCGUCGGCCUGCUCAUCGACGUCAUGCGCCGGAUCAGCCGCGCCGACGCCUUCGUCCGCCGCGGCUCCUGGCCGGUCACCGGCCAGUUCCCGCUCGGUCUCAAGGUACGAGGCAAAAGAGUUGGAAUAGUAGGUUUGGGCAACAUCGGCACAAAAUUAGCAAAAAGGCUCGAGGUAUUCGGCUGCAAAGUCUCAUACAAUUCUAGAACGAAGAAAGCAUCGGCGCCGUACGAUUUCUACCCGACGGUGGCGGAGCUGGCGUCGCGCUCCGACGUGCUAAUAAUCUGUUGCUCGUUGACGGAAAAGACGCGUCACAUCAUAAACGAGGAGGUCCUCAACGCCCUAGGAAAAAAGGGCAUCUUAAUCAACAUUGGGCGGGGCCCAAUUGUCGACGAGAAAACACUGGUGAAGUACUUGGUGGAAGGGAAGAUCGCCGGCGCCGCCAUGGAUGUGUACGAGAACGAGCCCCGUGUCCCGUCGGAGCUCUUCGGACUCGACAAUGUCGUGCUGUCGCCUCAUCGUGGGGCCUUCACCGAGGAAGCCUUCAUCGACGCCUUCAAGAUUGUGACGGGGAAUUUGGACGCCUUCUUCUCCAAUACCAAAUUGAUCACUCCCGUUAGUACAAAUGAAUGAUUCCUUUUUUUCAUUAUUAUUUAAUUUUGCCAAUUAAUGAAACAGGGCAAAUGAUGAGAUAUGCCAUUGCUGCUCCUUUCAUUUGCUAUUUCUGAUAUUCAAAUAGUACUAUUAAGGUUUGGGAAAAUAAUUGGGAUAAGAGUUUUGUUGGAAUAUUCAAUUCCAAAAGAAAAUGUAAUGAAUUAAUAUUGUAAUUGAAGAAAUGUUCUUUAUUUUUUGUACAAUGUCAUUUGUUUGUGAAUUGACGGAAGUUUGUAUUAAAAUGAAA